AUGAAAAGCGGAGAGGUUCGAGUGGUGAAUGACGAGGCAGGGAUUCUCGCUGGCCUGAAAGGAAUCAGGUACGCAGUGCCCGAAGGUGCGUCUCGCGUGCCGUGGCUCGAGACGCUCGACAUAACUGUGGACCAAAGGAUCCCGGACGACUUCCCAGUCGAAAACAAUAUAGAAAGGGAGAAUCUGCUCCACGAUAUUACGCUACAAGGCGUACGUGAAGGACUGGGCAAAAUGGCCUACCUGGGUGUCAAAUUCGCUCGUCCCAACGACUUCAUGGCGGAAAUGGUCAAGGACGAUAAGCAAAUGAAGAAGGUCAUGCGAGGCUUGGAACGCUCCCGGUAA
Gregarina niphandrodes is the source of this 342-nucleotide messenger RNA. Its product is annotated as eukaryotic rRNA processing protein EBP2. Lineage: Eukaryota; Apicomplexa; Conoidasida; Eugregarinorida; Gregarinidae. The record is from RefSeq and is a predicted model, not a curated record. Gene Ontology annotation, cellular component: nucleolus; nuclear periphery; preribosome, large subunit precursor. The transcript has a single exon. The coding region runs from base 1 to 342 and encodes 113 amino acids. Gene Ontology annotation, biological process: rRNA processing; ribosomal large subunit biogenesis.